Calypte anna (Anna's hummingbird) is the source of this 3499-nucleotide messenger RNA. It is a transcript of the gene COL26A1, whose product is annotated as collagen type XXVI alpha 1 chain. The transcript is spliced from 14 exons. Gene Ontology annotation, molecular function: protein binding. Bases 285 to 1715 code for a protein of 476 amino acids. The record is from RefSeq and is a predicted model, not a curated record. Lineage: Eukaryota; Metazoa; Chordata; Aves; Apodiformes; Trochilidae.
UGCGCCCUGGGCGCAAAGAGCCGCGCUGGCCCCGGACCCCCUGCGCGGAGAGCAGCCGCCGGGGCUCGGCUUACCGAGAGGACGGGGCUUCCCUUCUUGGGAGCCGGAGCAGCGGUCCCCGUCUCCCGGGCACCCCUGCCUCGUGGUCCCCGGUCCCGAGGGCACCUCCGCGCCGUGGGAUCCCGCCGUGACCCCGGCCGGGGGAGACACGGUGGGGCCCCGCGCCUGCCGCGCCGUGUAUAGAGGCAAAGAGGGGGCGGGAGGCAGUCCCUGUUCUUGAAAAAAUGCGGUUCGCUCUUUUCUUGUCCUGGUGCUGCUGCCUGCAUGGAUGUGCGCUAGGGACUGGCUUCCUCUAUCAAUUCCCAGCAUCAACCCUGCAGCACAACUAUCCAGAACAGAGCUCGGGCUCUCCGGGCAGCGGCUUCGCCAGUCGCCGGCACUGGUGUCACUACACAGUCACACGGACAGUUUCCUGCCAAGUGCAGAAUGGGUCAGAAACUGUGAUCCAGCGAGUUUAUCAGAGCUGCCGAUGGCCUGGACCUUGUGCCAACUUAGUGAGUUACAGGACUCUCAUCAGGCCCACAUACAAAAUGUCCUACAGAACCGUGACCACGCUGGAGUGGAGGUGCUGUCCUGGCUUCACUGGGAGCAACUGUGAAGAGGAAUGCAUGAACUGCACAAGACUAGCAGACAUGACCGAGAGGCUAAACACACUUGAGGCCAAGGUCCUUCUGCUCGAGGCUGCAGAGCGAAGCCCAGCACUGGAGAACAACCUGCCAAUCACUGGGACAACAGCCACCUGGUAUGAUGAGCUGCUACCAGAUGCCUUCCCCCUCCUAAAUCCUGGGACUGUCCUGAGAAAAGCAGUGGGAUCUCCUGAGCCUAAAGGACACAGAGGUGCAGAGGAGCAGCUGAUACCACAGGGGCUGCCAGGACAGGUUGGUCCUCCAGGCCCAGUCGGACCAACUGGUCUUCCAGGACCACCAGGGCCAAAAGGAGAGAAGGGACAACCGGGUGAGAGAGGCCCUGCAGGGCCACCAGGGCUGUUGGGACCUCAAGGACCACGAGGACUUCCAGGAGAAACAGGGAUCCCUGGUCCCCCAGGUCCUCCAGGACCACCAGCCACCCCAAGCCUCCCUCUUACCUUCCAACAAGGGGUUCUCUACUCACUCCAGCCCACAGCAGAAAAAGAAAAUGGAGAACCCCAGCUGGCCUCCACCGUCAUAGACACCAUCAUGGCUGGCCUGCCAGGACCACGGGGAGCCCCGGGCCCGGUGGGGCCUCCAGGGCCACCAGGUGCAUCAGGACCCAAAGGGCCACCAGGACCCAUCGGAGCCCCGGGAUCACAAGGCUUACCAGGCUCUCCAGGACAACCUGGGCCAAAAGGCUCCAAAGGAGACAGAGGAGAGAGGGGUGAACCAGGCAAGAAGGGUGAGGAAGGUGACAAAGGUGCUGAUGGGGAAGGUGUCCAACAACUUCGAGAAGCUCUGAAGAUUUUAGCAGAGAGGGUAUUAAUUCUUGAGCACAUGAUAGGAAUUCAUGACUCUUUAUCUUCCAUUGAGCCAGGCUCUGGACAAGAUGUGAUCCCGGGCUCCCCUCUGAGAACCAGCAUCAAGAUCAAGCGUGGAGGACCACAGCAGCCACAGCCCUACCAGAUCCUCUCUUCACUGCUGGAUGACAGUGAAGCCAAAAGGAGAAGCAAUCGGAUGAAGUAGGAGCAUCUGUGUGUGUUCUCCCUGUCUGUUCACCACUUAAAGAUACAGUAUCCCAGUGCUUAAUUGAAGAGUGCAAAUGAAGUGAGUAGGAGGCUGCAGUGUUGGCAACUGGGUCUCUUUACCCAGCCAAUGCUACACCCUUAUUGCAGGGAACAUCUCAUCCAUAGGUUAGAGAGGGUCGUAUGAACAUUUUUCUGGAUUUUGUUGUUUUGCCUUUGGAAUACCAAGUGGCAGGUACCAUCAGAAGCUGUCUACACAAACAACACCUCCUGACUGUGUCUCAAGAGUUUAAUCUCCCCUUGUUUCCUCACUGCCCUUGAAAAUUACUCAGUUAAAGCACUGCUUAACUGGCUGAGAUAAUCAAUCCCAUCUAGAUGCAAAGGCAAGCCUUAAUAUUGUCCAUUGCUAUAGCUGGUGGUCUCUGCUUUUAUUUCAUGUGGUGGUAUCAUGCUGACUUCCAGAUGAAGGUACCACAUCCACAGGGCUAUUAAAGCACAACCUGCAAGCAUUUCUUUUAAGCAAAGAACAAACUGGAAAAUUCAGACAUCAUUUUAAACUGUUAUUCUGAAAAAUCAGGUUACUCAUUGGACUUCAGCAUUGAAAUCUUGGCUUUUCACAUUGCUAAUUGCAUGUGAGUGGGAUUAUUUCUAUUCAUGGUUGGCUAAGCAAGGACUUUUGAUGCAAAUGUUCAUGGCAACAUUGACUGUCUUCAGUCUACCUAGGCUGUUUCUGUGAAAAUAUAGAUCAGUUUGUUUGAGAUACAAAAUUGUUCAAGCAUUUUCUCAUAUCGUGUUCAGCUUGUGCAUACAUCCAGAGGUAAUUCAUUUAAGUAGCAGCAAUGACUAUUCACAGACAAGGAUAUUUUGCAAUAGUUGCUUAAUCCUACAUCAAUAAGGAAAAAUAUUUUCACAGUGUUUUGUUUUUAUCUUGAGUAAAUCCUUACUGUUUGUCUCUGGAGACAGUGUGUUUAGUGAACCACCACCUAAGGAAUUAGUGUCUUGUCAGAGCUCUUGCACUGGGAGUUAAAUACAAAGUCAUUUUACUUUUUACAAUAACUUGUUACUUUGGGGAAGUCCCAGCUUCCAGGGCUAAGAAGGUGAACCUGCCCUUCAGUGACAAAUGAAUCACUACAUGUGCUGCACAAACCAAAUUGGACAAGCUGGUGUCAUUCAUGUAGACAGUGAUAUUUUGUUAGAAAGGGUGAGACUAACCAACAGAACUGUUGGUACUGUUUUUAUUAUUUUUUUUUUUUAAAUUCCCACACCCCCGUGUUCUGAUAGGUUUCAAAUUCAGCCCAGAACAAAAGUGAGCAGAUACAUAAGGGGUUGAUAAGCUUGGUCUUGAUCCGAUGGAGAUUACCAGACAAAGCUGUGGCUUCCAGGAGACAACCCCUUAUGCCUACCAGUAAGUGUUGGAACAUCAGGUCCCCCAGACUGAAGGGAAAUCCCAGUUCAGUCUAAAUGGGUAUAGUGGGCAGGCUGGUGCUAGCUCUAGUUUCUUGCUACAUUCAGAAAGUGUCCUCAUGGCAGUUUCAGCAACUAAAUUAAACCAAAGCAAGGUUCAAAAAGGGAACUAGCAAAAUUCAUUUCAUUGCUCCUGUGGCUACAGGGUUGAGUUUGAGGAAGAGGGAGUACAAUGAGGCCAUUUUCACUUCCCUGACAUUUUGGAGCCUUCACACUGAAUUAACAGAGAAAUUUUUCUUCCGCCAAGUUUGUCUUCCUGAAUCCAAAACUAUUGCAUUAGCCUGAUGAGUGCUCUCUCCAAGUAAUUCAUAUACUAGGAUA